CAGUCUACUCCGUACAGCUGUCAGCAAUGGCAUCUCCGCAGAAACGCUAGUACUUACUACUUAGGGACCUGGACAGUGGACAUUAAAGGGGGACCCACCCGCGAAUUUACGCCAUUCGCCCCUCGUGUCGUCCGCUUUCCACCUCCCCAAUAAUGGCUCCCAGUGACCCUGCGUCACGCGCCGAGCCACCCACCGACCGUAACGUCAAGCACGUCGUACUUGGUGACCUUCUUUUCCCGACCUGGUAUCAAUCCAUCUACCCGGAAGACCUCGUCAGUAAAGACACGGACAGACUGUAUGUCUGUCGUUGGUGCUUCCGCUAUUCGUGCGACAGCCACGCCUACGCCCAGCAUACGCGACUGUGCCAACACCGAACCACACCUCCCGGAACCAAAGUCUACGACCAUGGCGGAUAUUCGGUGUGGGAGCUGGACGGAGAAUGUCACAAGCUAUACGCGCAGAACCUUUCCCUCUUCGCGAAACUCUUCCUAGACCAUAAAUCCGUCUUCUUCGAUGUCGUAUCCUUUCUCUACUACCUUCUUGUCUUCACCGACCCCAAAGACCCCGACAACUAUUACGUCCUGGGGUUCUUCUCGAAAGAAAAGCUCUCCUGGGAUGCCAACAAUCUCGCUUGCAUCCUUGUUUUUCCCCCAUACCAACGUAAACAGCUUGGAAAGCUGUUGAUGGGGGUCAGUUACAAGAUCAGCUCCUGGGAGCGUGACAGCGGGCUAAUAGGCGGGCCGGAACGUCCGCUAAGUGAAAUGGGCCGCAGGAGUUAUACUCGGUUCUGGGAAGAACGAAUAGCCAGGUAUCUAUUGCUACAAGUUGGUAAAACCGGAGAAGCAGAGGCGCCUGGCUCCGUGCCACUGAAGCCGAAAUCUCCCAAGAAUUCGAAAAGGAAACAAACCCAUGAGCUCAUGACAGUGCAGGACAUUGGAUUGGCGACGGGGAUGUUGACCGAGGACGUCAUCACGGCUCUAAAGGGUCUGGGGGUUGUUGAGCCUGUUACGCCGGCCAUGAGGCGUAAGACGAGAGAUUCAGCUGGCGAGACCGGAUCGGGCGAAGAGACAGCUACCGUAAGAAUUCGGAAGUCGAAAAUCCUGGAAUGGGCCGAGUCACAUCAUAUGGCUCUCCAAGAUCCUGUUAGAAAUGAGGGAUUUCUGGGUAAAUGGGCUCCAAGUGCUUCCGUUGAAGAGAGUGAUGUCGACAGUGACAGUGAGGAUGGAUAGAUUCUCGCUGGGCUUUUACUUCUCUCUUUCUCUCAGUCACUUUCGAUCAUGUUUUCUCCCCGUUUGGGGAGCACCGUGUCGUGUAUAACUAUCUGUCUGUACGCUACUGACCGUACGAAUCAAGGAUCUUGAAUGGAAUCGCUAUUCGCCAUA
Molecule: messenger RNA, 1382 nt
Organism: Aspergillus sclerotioniger CBS 115572
Lineage: Eukaryota; Fungi; Ascomycota; Eurotiomycetes; Eurotiales; Aspergillaceae
Product: putative histone acetyltransferase (MysT1)
Exons: 1
Coding region: 153-1229 (358 amino acids)
Biological process (GO): regulation of DNA-templated transcription
Molecular function (GO): histone acetyltransferase activity
Source: RefSeq, a predicted model, not a curated record